AUGUCUGAUUUUCCAACCCUCGAACCCGCCUUCACGAUCCAAGUCGUAAUUGAUCCACCCAUGGGAAUCGGCAGCGCCUCGCGUGGCACCCCAUUGACCGUCGUUCCAAUGCUCGGCGGCACCAUGAAGAGCGAGUCUGGCUUCUCUCCUGCUGUUGAUGCCAAAUUCAAAGGCGUGGGAAAUGAUUAUAUCCACAAUGACCCUACUGGGAAACAUAUACGGUUGAAUGCCCAUGGAGUGCUGGAAACCUCGGAUAGAGCAGUGCGUCUCCACAACUCUGCCUCUUGCCGUUGGUUACUGAUGUAUCACUUUCAGUUGAUUUACCUCAAUUAUACAGGCAUCGUCGAAGUCACUCCAGCAUUAGGAGCUAUUCUUGGAGGAAGUUCAGAGGCAAAUACAACACCAUACGGGACUUCAUUCACCCACCUAACGUUCGAAACGGGAAGUGAAAAAUACAAGGAGCUUGAGACUAGUGUCUUUGUGGCUGCCGGACACUUCAUCUUCGAGAAAGACAAGCCUGUUGUUGUCGAAUACAAGGUCAGCCGAGUCAAGCAUACUAGUAGCUAA
Endocarpon pusillum Z07020 is the source of this 567-nucleotide messenger RNA. RefSeq lists its product as uncharacterized. The record is from RefSeq and is a predicted model, not a curated record. NCBI's taxonomy places the organism in Eukaryota, Fungi, Ascomycota, Eurotiomycetes, Verrucariales, Verrucariaceae. Bases 1 to 567 code for a protein of 188 amino acids. The transcript has 3 exons.